GUUCAAGCCGUUUUUUCCAUUUCAAGUUGUGCCUCCUGAAGAAUAUAGAGAUCAGACCCUUACUAUACAGGAUUUCUCACUAACAGAAGGACGACUAAAAGUUUCCUUGAUAGAAUGUACAAGAUUACUUAUUUUUGGUUCCUAUGAGAGGGAAGUAACUGUUCAUUGCACAUUUGAAUUGAGUGACAACGUUUGGGAAGAAAAACAAAGAAGUUUUAUCAAAACGGUAGAACUAGUAAAAGGAAGUUCACCAAGUGUUGGACUUACUCUCCGUCAAGUGCAAGCUAAGGAAGGGGAAUCAGGACAUGUUGUUAUUGAGACAGUCAUCCCAAACUCUGCUGCUGCAACUGCUGAUCUUCAGAGGGGAGAUCGACUUAUAGCUAUUGGUGGAGUUAGAAUUACAUCAACAGUACAAGUCCUAAAGCUGAUCAGACAAGCUGGGGACAGAGUCAUAGUGUAUUAUGAAAGACCUGUUGGAGUACAAGAUAAUCUUGUACAAUUGGAAGACUCAGUAUUUCCAGAUGAUGUCACAUUGACAGAGGCUGAGAUGAAAGAAAUGGAUUUAGAAUUUGAGGACUUGGCAAAUGAACUUAAAUCAAAUGAAUUCAAAGAAGAUUUGUCCACAACAAGCCCAAAGCAUACAACAGUGACACUUACUACUAAGCCACCUGGAACUGUAUCACCAGUACUAAAUCGCAAGUCAUAUUUAGGAAGUCAUCAGACAUCUGCAAGAGCACUUUUCAGAGAGGCAGCCAAACAAGUAGUACUCAGAAAUGCAGAGAAUCUGGAUGCAACCCAACAAACAAACAAACAGCCACAAGCAAAUAAACCUCCUGUACCACCUAGGCCACAGCUAAAAGUAACCCCAGUUCCCAGUGAAGUUCAAAAUAAACCAGAAACUGGUGACUUAUCAUCUGAGAAACUAGACAGACUUGCAGUUCCUGCAAAUAAUGGAGAUAAAAGUUCAGAAAAGCCAACAAAAAAUAAUGAUUUAGGGGAAGAACCUGUAGGUUCCAAGCCAGUUACAAACAAACCAGAAACAAAGGAAACUUCAGAAUCUUCACAGAAUCCAAAAACAGUUGCAAACAAACCAGAAGUGCUUAAAGAACCUUCAGAGAUAUCCCAGAGUUCUAAAACAAUUACAAACAAACCAGUUGCAAACAAAUUGGAAAUAGCAAAAGAACCUUCAGAAUCAUCACAAUCUUCACAGAGUUCAAGGUCAACUAUAGUAAGCCAUCAUUCGUGGGAAACACCUGAAAUUCCUUAUCGUAAUCGAUUAGGGAAAUGGCCAAGGACAAAAGCCUCUUCUUGCAUAUUUGAAGUAGAGAAAGAACACAAAUACUUAAAUGUAGCCAUUUGGUGCAGAGACCCUUUCAAACUAGGUGGACUCAUCUGUUUAGGAUAUGAAAGCAUAAAACUUGAAGAAAUAGCUCUAGAUUGUAUAGCCACAUCCUCCAUGGAAUUUAUUAAACAAUUUAGAUUAAAUCCUCCUGCACCUAAAGCUACAGUAAGUAGAACUGCAUUACGUACUUUGAUAUCACACAAAGGCUUCAAUGAAAACUUUUGUUAUGGUGAUAUUACUGUACAUUUUAAAUAUUUAAAAGAAGGUGAACCAGAAGAUUCAAGUUUUCUAUUGGAAAAAGAAAAAGAAAAUGUUUCAGAAGCAGCAACAGCUCCUAUUCUUCCAAAAGAGGAUCCUUAUUUUGGACAGAUUAUUUAUACUGAAAAUAAGCAUAAUUUUCAAGAUACUCAAUUUCAGAAUCCAACAUGGUGUGACUACUGCAAAAAGAAGGUUUGGACAAAAGCAGCAUCACAAUGUGUGGUUUGUGCUUAUGUUUGCCACAAAAAAUGUCAAGAAAAAUGCCUAACUGAGGCCCCAUUUUGUUUAGGAGCCACAAGACGGUUUGAGCGAGCCCUACAUUCUUUAAAAUUAGAAAGCCAAGAUUCUCAGAGCACAACAGGAUCUCGUGUUGAUUCAGAAUUGAAAACUACAAAUAAAACAACAGGUUUAACAAGACACAUCAUCAAUACAAGCACCCGAUUAUUAAACCUUCGCCAGGUUCCUAAAGUUCGUGUUAGUGACCAAGGGUCUGAUGCAGUAGAGCCUUCACCAAAGCACACACCACAUCCUUCUGAUAAUGAAGGUAGUGACACAGAAAUUGGUUGUCCAAGUAGUCCUUCUAAAUCAUCAUCAGGUACAGCGAUAAAGUUAGCAAGGAAGGAAGGAGGACUUGAUGAUAGUGUCUUCAUUGCUGUUAAAGAGAUUGGUCGAGAUCUUUAUAGAAGUUUGCCUACAGAGGAGAGAAUCCAGAAAUUAGAGAUCAUGUUGGAAAAACUGCAAUAUGAAAUAGACCAGGAACUGGAAAAUAAUAAUUCUCUAAUUAGAGAAAAGAAAGAAGCAGCAGAUACAAGAAAAAAAAUGUUGUUGUCAGCUGCAUUGGCUAAAUCGGGUGAACGACUGCAAGCCCUUACACUCCUUAUGAUUCACUAUAAAGCAGGCAUUGAAGAUAUAGAAGCUUUGGAAAAUACUACUUUAGAUCUGGAAUCUGGAAAAGAGGAUAAAUAUGAAGAUGACAACUUAGCAGAUGAAAUGGAUAAUGAAGAUGAUAGUGCUCUAGUGAUGGCUCCAGUACUUGAAAGCCUACUAGAAGAAGAAAGACGUGAAGCAGCUGAUGAACCAGUGGACUGAUACUGCACAUUUGGCCUCAGGAAAAUACUUUGCACUUAUUCAGAACUAGACCAGAUACAUCAAAAUGUAAUUAAACACCAGUACAAUGUAUAAAAGUUGCUUCUCCAUUUUUUAAAACCUGUAUAAGAGCAUAGUUAAAGUUUUCUUCCCAGGUACAGUAUCACCCCCUUUUAUUUUUGUUCAAGAAGCUAGUUCAUAUUGUGUUUACAAAUAUUUUGGGGAUUUAAACUGGAAGAUUAUUUUUAAUUUAUUUUGACUUUUUCUAAACUUUCAUGUUAAAAUUGUGAUUUUCUUUUUAUUCAUCUUUCUUUACUAUGUUUAAAAACUUCAGAUUUUUACUUCAUGCUGAAAUUAUCUCCACCAUAAAAGUUACUGAAAGAUCAGGUUCUGAAGAUUUGGAAUGUCCCAUUGACUCUUUAACAUGUUUGAGCAGAGGGAGGGAAAUUGCAAGUUUUAGAUUUUUUUCUCUUUUUUGCCAAUCAUAGCCAACGCAGUGAUUUUAUUUUACAAAAUUUAGUAAAGGUUUUCUUGCAUAUCAGUAUCUUAGUUUUCCAUGGUUUUUUUCAUUCACAAGUUUUGGAGACUUAAGUCUAUGCUUGUAUAUUCUUUCUUCUUGGGAGGUCCUGUUGUUAACCAAGUAGAACGUCUAAAGCACAUUUGAUCCAGAACUCUUAAAAUGGCUCUUCAUAACUACUCCCUUAAAAACUACUGGCAUUACACUUUUUCCUAAACUUCAGCUGUACCAGUAUUGCAUAGUAAUUUAUUGGGAAUGUGCCAGCGAAAGAUUCUUAUGUUGAUGUAAAAAUAAAUGGAGGCUCUAUAGAACAUAUCACUCUAAAACCUACUAACCCCUAUACACCUGUUGAAGAAAUUGUAGCAUUUUUUGUUUAUUCUGGUGUUGAUUUUGCCACAGAAAUUAUGACUUCAAUGUCUUGAUGAUCAAGCAAAUUAAAUUUAAAUAAAAUAGCUAAAAUGAUAUACUUUCUACCAGUUUGGAUGACAUCAUGCACAAAAGAACAACAAUCAAAUGCUCAGUGUUUUAAUAUAGCGUGUAGUUCUGUAAGAUUCUCAGUCAUCCAAGUGGGGUUAUCAGGAAGUUGAGUCAUGGCAACUGGACUUCUUUAUUAGGUUGAAACAU
This is a messenger RNA of Pogona vitticeps (central bearded dragon), 3827 nucleotides long. Lineage: Eukaryota; Metazoa; Chordata; Lepidosauria; Squamata; Agamidae. The record is from RefSeq and is a predicted model, not a curated record.